AUGGGUUUCAUACAUCCAGAAAAUAGCUUGCACCAGAGAGAUAACAACAGAACGCAGUUAUUCGACCUCAACUAUGAUCAGCUGUCUAAUAGAGCGAGUUCUCCAUAUGAUAAAGGCAAUAAAUUAGACAUUUCACAGUCAACUUUGUCCCAAUUAGAAUCACAGAACGAUGAUCAAAUGAGCACUAUGAAAGAGAAAAUAGGGGCGCUUAAAUCGCUCUCUUUGAGGAUGGGAGAAGAGAUACGAGGAAGCAAUCAUACAAUGGACCAAUUAGGUGAAGUAUUUGAAGGGACUAGCACUAAACUGAAACAAACAUUCAACAAGAUGCUUAUAAUGGCCAAAACGUCAAGAAUUAGUUUGCGAACCUGGUUAUUUAUAUUUUUUGUUGUAUUUCUCUUGUUUUUCUGGGUUUGGAUCCGCUGA
Lachancea fermentati is the source of this 423-nucleotide messenger RNA. The record is from the annotation of a GenBank genome assembly. Lineage: Eukaryota; Fungi; Ascomycota; Saccharomycetes; Saccharomycetales; Saccharomycetaceae.